This is a messenger RNA of Meira miltonrushii, 675 nucleotides long. RefSeq lists its product as uncharacterized. Lineage: Eukaryota; Fungi; Basidiomycota; Exobasidiomycetes; Exobasidiales; Brachybasidiaceae. The record is from RefSeq and is a predicted model, not a curated record. The coding region runs from base 1 to 675 and encodes 224 amino acids. The transcript has a single exon.
AUGAAGGCCACACUCGCUUCUCUUCUUAUCCUUGCAACUUCUCUCUCACUCAUCAACGCAAAGGAUUCCAACUUUGUUCACCUAAAAGCACGUCGUCAUUGUAAAGCUUUGGCUCAAAAGACUUUUACGUUUGAUGACAACGAUUAUGAUGCAAGUAAAUUAUCACCUUUACUUGACGAUAAAACGGCAAGUGCAGCCGGUAUCAGAUUUGCCGGCUUUUAUGGUUUCAAGAAUACGGAAAAAUCCGGUGUUGAAGCAGCUUCGCCACCUAAUCAAAUCGUUGGUGGUGCAGUGAACGGAUUGUUGGAUGGUCAACAUUCUAUGUACGUUGCACAAGGAAAUCCUCAAAAUAUUGAUUAUUUUGAUUUGGAAGGUUUAAGUUUCGGUUGUACUUUGCUUACAAAUGAUGCCCUUGGUCUUUUACCCGGUGUUGCCCAACCAUGCAAAAUGACAAUGACGGGUUACUACCAAGGUAAAGUGAUUGGUAAAAGAACCUACAACUACCAACCUGACGGACAAACACAGUCAGAUCCACAACAGGUCAAAAUGACCAAUCAAGUAUGUCAUCAUGACUUCAAAGGCGUUGAUAAGGUUGUAUUUACAACGGACAACAAGCUGCUCAAAGCUGUAAAUUUGGAUAACAUCAUCGUUGUGCCUCAUACAUGUACUCAAUAG